CAUGCGUUGGUCGCUCCUUCUCCUUUCUGUUCUCCCCGUCUGCGUACUUGCCGGCAAGUUCCAAGAAUCUAAUCUGCGUUCGAGCCAUGCGAGCCAUGCACGGUCCAUCCGCUCUCGAGGCAACCCAGGCAAUAACACUGGACAGGCCGCAAGGACGUUCACUUUGACGGAUUAUUACCGGGGACAGUCAUUCCUUGGUGAAUGGGAUUUCUUCUCAGGAGAAGACCCCACUCAUGGGAAUGUUAACUACCAGACGAAGGAGAACGCCGUAAAGAAGCGCCUUGCCUACGUUCAGGACGACGGAACCACAAUUUUGGCCGUUGACAAUACGUCCACUGUUGCUGUAGGAGGUAGACGCGAUUGCGUUCGCAUCAGCACCAAGAAGACCUGGACCGGUGGACUUUUCAUUGCUGACUUUUGGUCGAUGCCUCAUGGCUGCAGCGUUUGGCCGGCUUAUUGGUCUCUUGGCCCCGACUGGCCCAACGCAGGUGAAAUCGACGUUCUGGAAGGCGUACACGAGCAAGAGACCAACUCGUACACUCUUCACACCUCGGUUGGAUGUGAGAUGUCCAACAUCGACAAGGAGGCGUCCAUCUCGAACCAGGUUCACCCCAUAUGUGCCAGCAGUGGGCUCGACAACCGAGGCUGCGGGUUCUCCGACAUUGAUACUCGCACGUACGGCAAGGAGUUCAACUUGCUCGCUGGCGGCGUCUUCGCUCAUGUCUGGGACGACACUGGCAUCAAAAUCUGGCGCUUCCUCCGUCCUGAAAUUCCUGCCGACAUUACCUCGAAGAAACCCAACCCUGCGACCUGGGGUACGCCUGCGGCCUUCUUCCCCUCCACCAACUGCGACAUCGGUGCUCAUUUCUUCGAACAUUCAUUGGUGCUGGAUACCACGAUUUGCGGAGAUCUCGGAAACCCGACGUACGCGAGCUCUGGAUGCCCUGGAACAUGCGCUGAGGCCGUCGCCAACAAUGCGAACUUCAAGGUCGCAAGGUGGCAGCUCAACUACAUCGCCGUUUACCAAUG
Molecule: messenger RNA, 1029 nt
Organism: Cyclocybe aegerita
Lineage: Eukaryota; Fungi; Basidiomycota; Agaricomycetes; Agaricales; Hemipholiotaceae
Source: the annotation of a GenBank genome assembly